UCGUUUCUUAUUCUUUUGCAGCCAUUAUUUCCCCACUCUCACUCUCACUCCCUCUUCCUGAUCUCUGCGGAAGAUGCCUAAAACCUUCUGCUUCUCAUUCGCUUUCUUUUGCUUACUUUGGAGCCUAUGCGCGGCCCAGGGCGGAGGAGGUUCCACCGGAGUGGCGGUGGAAUUGUGGUGCGUAGCAAAGAACAACGCGGAGGACGCUGCACUUCAGUCGGCGAUCGAUUGGGCCUGCGGAGCCGGCGGUGCGGACUGUGCGCCAAUCCAGCCCGGCGGACCCUGCUACGACGCCUCUGAUGUCCUCAGAACGGCGUCGUUUGCGUUCAAUGAUUACUCCCUUAAGCACGGCAUGACCCAGGAUAGCUGUAAUUUCCAGAACACCGCUGCUCUCACUUCUCUCAACCCUAGUUUUAAUGGGUGCAAAUUUCCAUCAAGCUUUAGUAAAGGAAGUAUUAACGGUACAACGAAUGUGGGAUUAGAGCCGCCUGCAGCAGAUAUCAGUAGUAGCAGCAGCUCAGCAAGAUUAGGCAGAUGGAUUGGGGGUUUGACCACAAUGCCUAUGUUUUUCGCAACUCUACUGAUGCUGUGAGGAAGUGAAAGUCGACUCUUGUUUCAUUUCCAUUUCAUGUUGUGUAUCAAUGAUAGAAUUUUAUGUCGAGAAGAUCUGCCAGGUACGAAAUGCUCGUUGCAGUGUCCACAGGAUCCAUUUUACGCGACUGAAUGAUCAAGAUUUUAACCCAGUGUUUCUCUGCUUAGUGCAUUGCUUGAACCAAAGUGUUGAUAAAAAUCCUGCACUGGCAAGCAAAUUUUUGUUUACUUUUUAUGGUUUAUGAUCAGUUUCGUUUUGGUAAUUGUAAAUUAUUACAUUGACUUUCGAGCUUCCAUUCUUGAUAUAUAUUUUGCUCAUUAAAGUUCCUGUCUUUUGAACCUUGAUUGAGGAAUGGGGGCUGUGUUUAUGUUAGAGGGAUAAUAUUUGGACUGUAUUUUAGAACA
Ipomoea triloba (trilobed morning glory) is the source of this 996-nucleotide messenger RNA. Its product is annotated as PLASMODESMATA CALLOSE-BINDING PROTEIN 5-like. NCBI's taxonomy places the organism in Eukaryota, Viridiplantae, Streptophyta, Magnoliopsida, Solanales, Convolvulaceae. The record is from RefSeq and is a predicted model, not a curated record. The coding region runs from base 74 to 592 and encodes 172 amino acids. The transcript has 3 exons.